Molecule: messenger RNA, 1224 nt
Organism: Panicum hallii
Lineage: Eukaryota; Viridiplantae; Streptophyta; Magnoliopsida; Poales; Poaceae
Exons: 1
Coding region: 196-894 (232 amino acids)
Source: RefSeq, a predicted model, not a curated record
CCACGCGCACGCUGCCGCUGCCGCCGCCGACGCGCGGCACCGCACCGGUCCGAUCGCGCGCCUGGCGCGGCUCGGCUCCCACCGCCCCACGCACCCCCGCCCCGCCCUCCAGAUCCCGAUCCCAAAAUUUCCUUCCAUUUCGGCACCACCCUGCCGUGCCCGUUGCCAAACCACCGCCCGCCCCCCGGCCGCGCCAUGGCGGACUGCCGCAGCCUCAUCGAGUUCCUCCGCGCCUUCGAGCAGCACCGCCGCCGCGGCGCCCCCUCCUCGGAUCCUUCCUCCCCGCGGGCCCGCCGCGCGUCGCUCUCGUCCUCCUCCUCGUCGCGGUCGCGGGGCCGGGGCCGGCUCUUCCCCGCCCUCUGCGACCACUCCCCGCUGGCCGUGGUCGACGCGCUCGCGCUCCUCGCGUCGCUCGCGGCUCUCGCCUUCCUCGCCGCGCCCUACGCGCGGAUGCUCGCCGCCGAGGCGCGGGACGCCGUGGCCACGGUGGCCACGCGCCACCCGGCCGCGCCGUGCGUCCCGCUGGCCGCGGGCGUCGCCGCGGGGGCCGCCGUGCUGGCGUGGGACGCCGCGGCGCACCGCGCGCGCAGGUGCGGCAGGCCGCGGUGCCGCGGCCUGCGCAAGGCCGUCGAGUACGACAUCCAGCUCGAGACGGAGGAGUGCGUGCGGGGCCUGCUGCCGCCGGCGCCGGCGCCGCACGCCGGGGGAGGCGGGGCCGCGCCCGCGCGCCCGGCGUCCGAGAUCGGGGACGACCACCGGGAGCUCGAGGCGGUGCUCAGGAAGAUGGCGCCGCCCAAUGGCCGGACCGUGCUCAUCUUCCGCGCGCCGUGCGGGUGCCCAAAGGAGAGGAUGGAGGUCUGGGGCGCCAAGAAGGUGCGCCGGAUCAAGAAGUAGGCCAACCAACAGCCGAUGGCUCUCCUCUCCUCCUCCCAUGGCGAGAAAUAAUGAGCGAAUCAUUACCGUGACUGCUCCAUCGCAAAUAAUUACAGUUUCUGCAUACAUAAUUGUAUUACAGUUCCCUGCUCUUGUAGCAAGUAUAAUGCGCUUAAGGAGAGGAAUAAGGGGGAGGUAGAUACAAUGUCAUCAACGACCAUUCCUUGGAUUAUGCAAUAAGUGGCUGUUGCCUGUUCGGUAUAUAAAUAAGUGCAGCAGAGACAAAUCCUUUUUGGUUCCUUGGAAACUCGUUUAUGCCAUCUGAAUGACCACAUCUUGUUAGUUAAUAUA